Messenger RNA from Caenorhabditis auriculariae, 1167 nucleotides. The record is from the annotation of a GenBank genome assembly. Lineage: Eukaryota; Metazoa; Nematoda; Chromadorea; Rhabditida; Rhabditidae.
AUGAUCAGCGUGCUUCCAUUAUUGGUCAGUGGGAAGGUCGUUAAAGGUUUUGGUCGCGGAGGAAAAGAUUUGGGUUGUCCUACAGGUACGAGAAAUUUUUUUAAAUAUAAAAAAAGUCUUUUUUUUCAGCAAAUUUGGACGACGAAGUACUGGAGAACCUGCCAAAAUCUUUGAUUUGUGGAGUCUAUUACGGACUCGCCAGGGUGGGGAACGGCGAGGUUGGCAACUUCAUUUCUUCAUUUGGCAAAAAUUUCCAAAGUUGUUUAAAAAUUUAAAAAAAUGGAAUUUAUCUUUUAAUGAGGCCCAAAAACUCAUUAAAAUUAUAUUUUUUUACAAAAAAAGCAAAAGUUUGUGCAAAGGUCAUCUUAUAGAUUUCAAAAAAACAUUUUGAUGAACACGGUCUUCUAAGACUGGCUAGAUAUUGGCUCAGCUUGUGUCUAUUUUAACUUAUACCAAAGGUGGGAAGGAAUUAAAAUAAGAAAAAGGUUCUCUUUUGACUUGGGUUGUCAUUCAAGCCUUUCUACUUUCUAUAAAAUUUCUUGAAAGUAAUUGAAACUGGGAAUCGAAUUCGCACAGUGGCUACCUUCGCAAACCUAAUUUUUGGAAAUAUGAAUUUUUGAAGUUCACGUUGAGCACGGAAUCAGGCAUGCGAGCAGUAUUCUCAAAAUUCAAAAUUUUUCGUAUUUUGGAAUCUCCAGAAUUUUCGAGAAAAUUUAUGAAAAAUUCGAUUAGGAUGACUUCCCCUGUCAGGUUUACAAAACGGCGCUGAGCAUCGGCCUGAAUCCGCACUACGGCAACGAGCGGAAGACCUUGGAGGUCCAUCUGAUCGACUUCCACGUCGCCGACUUCUACGGCAGCGAAAUCCGCGUCCUCAUCGUUGGAUUCAUACGAGAAAUGACUGCCUUCAUUUCCCUUGGUAUAUGUUUUUGACUUCGGAUCUGAUGAAGCUCGAGCGAAGAUUAUUGGCAUUAUAGUUGAAAUAGAGUCGAGUUUUGUAAGGUGUCCACUCCAAAUAGAUUUUUAGAAUGGCUUUUCAAGAAUUUCACGAAAUGGACAAGCUUUUCAGAUCAUCUCAAGGCGGCUAUUGCAAACGACAUUGCUGUUUCAAAAGAAGAACUGCCUGCCGAACUCGUAGAUAAGUUUAAAAUCGAGUAUUUCUCAGAAUGA